GAAACAGACGUCACAAUAUAAUCUCCAAGAAAUGUGCGUACUUGGAUUACAGAAUCUGUUGGUUUUGCAAAUCUUCCAAAAAAAAUCUGUGAGUAGUUUUUUGAUGUCUCUUACAUGUAUGACAGUUAUAUGAAUAACUCAUGGAGGGUGUGAUCAUCGAACGCGCGUAAUAUAAAGUGAGCUCGCUGAGCGCAACAUCACUGAAGUCUGAUAGAUGAAACGCGCAGAAUGUUUUUCUUUACAGUAUUGAUGUUGCCGCUCCUGUUGUGCCCCGGUUCGUCAGAGGAGCGCACGUAUCAGCGAACGGAUCCGGUAACCCGCCAGAUUCUCGUAUGCGAGCGAUGUCCGCCGGGCUUUCGUCUGCGCGCGCACUGCACGAGCUCGCGUCGGACGCAGUGCGUCCCCUGCGUCGAGGGUCUGUAUACGGAAUUCUGGAACUACAUCCCCAACUGUCUGAUGUGCGACGCGUGCGCAGACCUGCAGCGGGUCGUGCGGCCGUGUAACGGGACCGUGAACACCGUGUGCGAGUGUGAGCGCGGACUCUUCUGGGAUCAGCACUUCUGCCGGAGACACGCGACGUGUAAACCGGGACACGGAGUUAAGACGCCAGGGAGUCCACACAGAGACACAGUGUGUGAGUUGUGUCCAGAUGGACAGUUUGCUGACAUCACAAAAACACACUCGUCAUGUGUCAAUCACAGUGUUUGUGUGAUGAACGAGCAGCUCGUGAUACAGGGAACCAAGUGGCGUGACAACGUGUGUACCACAUGCGAUCACAUCAAAACUCAAGGUUGGCUGGAUUUAUUCAGGCCGAUUGUCUCCGGUCUGUUCGUCCACCAGAAGAUCACCCCACAACGCCUGAAGCGGUUCGUCGAUCAGCGACUGCGCAGGCACACGUUCAGAUCCGAGUGGAGCACAGAUGAUCAAGCCGAGCGGAUCAAAGACUGGAUCGGUCGAGCAUCAGUCAAAGAACUGCUCAACCUGCCUGAUAUGCUGAAGAAAUCACGUCUGGAUCCGCUGGCAGAAAAAAUCGAAAACAAGAUUAAGAAAUUUCAGAUGUUUGCUGAUCACUGCAAAGGCAUGAAUGUGAUCUCAUAAAGCAUUGCUGUGUUUGACUACUGUUACACAUGUCAAAUAUCACUGUAGGAUCUGAAGUCCUUUUCUUAAAUUAUUUCUAGAUUGUGUUUUCACUGUUGUUGAAUUUAGGCAGAAAUGAGUUGGAUUCAAUUUCUUUAAAGCUCGAGUGAAACUCUAUGGAUGUCAUAUUUGUGCACUUCAAAAUGUUUUAACGCUUUUUAAUGUUUUUAUGUUCAAUUAACUGAAAAUGCUCUCUUGAUGAGGUUUAUACCACCUUUGACUGUAAAGACAUUUGUAAAUAUCAUUUUGAAAAAAAGAUAUGUUUUAUCAUUUAAAGAUUGAUCGUCUAAAAUGUUUUGCUAUUUAUAUUAAACAAAAUAGUUUUAUUUAUUUAUUUUAUUUAAACACUAAACUACCAACACUAAACCUAACAGCAGGUCUCUUGCAGCUGUGUUGAACUUUUCAAAUAAACAUCCAGCACAUUGAACGGAUGUUUUAGUGGAUUAUUUCUUCAUAAUUGUGUUUGGGGAUUGAAUUUAUGGGAGAAAGAAGAAAAUGAAAAUUGUGUAAUGAAAUUGUGUAAUGAGUUUUUUUAAAAGAGGACUUGAUUUUGUUGAUAUUUUUAUACAGUACAGUACAGUACUAACAUUAGACUCCAGUGUAAAUCUGUGUUUUACUCACUCACUUCAUUUCAACCAAAUAAACACUUUACAUUUUUUAGUUUACAAAAGUGAGUAUGAAAUACUCUACCCAGAAAUACUUGAACAGGUUCUGCUCCUGGGGUGUAUUACAGAAACUUUCCUAAAAUAUCAUAGGCUACUGUAUGUUCAAUUAGGACUUUUUGCAAAUUCAUAUAACAGAAGCAAAUCUGAAGUUGAUUUAGGAUUCUCAUUUUAUAUUAGCAGGAAAUCUUAAAUCUCUUAUGGGAGUAUCUGGCACUAUAGUGUAAUUAGGUAAUGUGUCAUUUUUAAAC
This is a messenger RNA of Paramisgurnus dabryanus, 2050 nucleotides long. It is a transcript of the gene tnfrsf11b, whose product is annotated as tumor necrosis factor receptor superfamily, member 11b. Gene Ontology annotation, molecular function: protein binding. NCBI's taxonomy places the organism in Eukaryota, Metazoa, Chordata, Actinopteri, Cypriniformes, Cobitidae. The record is from RefSeq and is a predicted model, not a curated record.